Pieris brassicae (large cabbage white) is the source of this 4769-nucleotide messenger RNA. RefSeq names its product transmembrane protein 18 (gene Tmem18). The record is from RefSeq and is a predicted model, not a curated record. Bases 351 to 788 code for a protein of 145 amino acids. Lineage: Eukaryota; Metazoa; Arthropoda; Insecta; Lepidoptera; Pieridae. The transcript has 4 exons. Gene Ontology annotation, cellular component: nuclear membrane.
GUGUAAUAGCAUAGAGAAUAAAAAUAAUGUAAUACAUUUAAUAUAAGAGAUAUCUGUGCACCCGAAUCUCGAGAGUCGAGAGGCGUGAUUUUAUUUAGUGAUUUGUCAUUUAUAUUAUAUACCGUGAUACUAUAAAUAAAAUAAAAUACAGAAAUCCGGUGACCGGUGAAAAUAAAUAAUUUAAAAAAUCAUUAAUUUAAUGUCCAGGCCUAACUUCCCGUUCACAAGGCCUUUAUUUUGAUUGAUUUACAAUAAUAUCCUAAUAUUCAUUGUGUAAAUAUUAAAACUACUAAUUUGAUUAAGAGAUAUUUAUUGAUACACAGUAAACUGUACAGUACAGAAACCUAGAAAUGGACGGAGUUGUUGAGGUCAAUGAGAUUUCGGAUUUUGUGUCUUACAUAAAAAGUAUUGAAUGGCGUGAUCCUUGGCUCAUAGCACUAUUAUCAUUUCACGUGCUAGUCACAUUUACCUGCUUCUCUACACGAAAUUAUGGAAAUUUUCAAAUCAUUCUCUUUAUCACACUAUUGUUAUUGGUAUACUUUUCUGAGAGCAUUAAUGAAGUAGCUGCAAGAAAUUGGACAUUAUUUUCAAGACAACAAUACUUUGACAGCAAGGGUCUUUUUAUAUCAGUUGUAUUCUGUAUACCUAUAUUAUUAAACUGCAUGAUUAUGGUGGGCUCAUGGCUUUACCAAUCAACACAAAUUAUGACAAAUCUUAAGAAAGCACAACUCCGUCAGCGGCUGAAAGAGCUGAACAUGAACAGAGGAAAGAUAACAAAGUCGGAUUAGGUACCAGUCAUUGAGGUGGGAAUUGGUAUGAUUAUUUAGGAUAUGUCCCUUGCCUCAAUCUGUGGUAACUUUCCCAGGAGUAAAGCCCAGUAGGUGGAACAAAUAUUAUUUUGUUAUUGACGUAGUGUUGCCAGGUGAGACGUGAAAUUAAUUUUGAUGCAUCGUAUUAUCCUUGGCGAGAAUUUUGGAUGCGUAUAAAGAUUUGUUCCAUAAAAUUAAUUGUUCACUUAUUCUUCUAUAAUAAUAACGACGAUACUGUCCACUAUCUUUAUCCAUAAUUUGCUAAAUAAUAAAAAUUUUAACGCAUUUUUUUUACAUAUUUUUAGAAGAAUAUUGUAUGUAUAGAGUUCCUAUUUUCACACAUUCAAAUUUCAAUACAUACUUGUAUAAGGACAUACUAUUUCUAAUGUAGAAUAUUUUAAUAUUAUAAAUGCGAAAAUAAGAAUGUAGUUGUACCUAUUAAUAGAUGUGAUUAAGAAAAAAACAUUGGUAUUCGCACGUAGAAAAUUGACGAAUCGCGAUCACCGCUAGUGUUAUACUUGAAUAAUAUAUGUAUUGGAGCUAAAUCAAGAAAUGUCGAUUGCUAUAUUAGGAAAAGCUAUCGAGCACACUUUCAGAUCUAGGUUUCAUAUGUAAAACUCGUUGGACCCACUUCAUAACUUAAAAGGGAACACGAUAGUGUUUUUAAAGAAACUUUUUCGCGGAUUACAUUUCUAAAUUAAACUUUUUUCAGCAAAUUCAAUUUACAAAUAUAUUUGUUGUGGUGGCCAUUAUGUCUCUAAUUAUAAAUCGCCGAUUCGAAACCUCGAACUUUUUAUUUAAAAAUCAUAAUAUUGCCGUAAAAGAUUGUGGUCUGUAGUUUGUGAAUCCGUUCUUAUCUAGAAAUAAAUCACCUUUUGACCUUGAAUAAGAUUGUGCCAAAAUGCACUAUGCAUAUAAUUAUUAACAUUACACGUUUAUUAUCAACGUUUUGAAUCUUAUGUAAUCAUCGUAGUGAAACAACUUUUAAAAAUAAACGAUGUUACGUAGUUAUGUUAAUGUGUUAUUCAAGGACAGUAUAUUUUUGUGACUUUGACAGAUACAUUUCCUUAAAAAUAUAAGUGUAUGCUCACAGACUAGAUAAAUAAUGGCGUAAAAGAGUGUAGAGGUGUGUAUAUGUCGCAGUAAAGUAGUUAAAUCAGAGAGUUAAUCGAAUCUCUAGUCAGUUAAUUAUAGACCGAUAUUAAAUCAAAAUGCUAGAUUAUGAUUUAAAUAAAGCAGCAUCGAAAACUUUUAACUAUCUGUCCGACCGAAAGCCAGCGUGUUGAUUAAUAAUGUAAAACAAGACUCCGCCAUGAUUAUUUCAUUUGUUAUUGUUAUUUCGGUGUGGUCGUGAAGAACCGAGAGCUUGGAAAUUCAGUGUUUUGUUUUAUUGUAAAUGGUUACGUUAGUCUUGUUGGCUAGUAACGUUUAGGAAACUCGUUAAACGUUUCGUUCACACACAUGUCGGACGGAACUUUAGCGACUUGAUUGAAAAUUGAAAUUUAUUUAACUGUCUAGAGAUUCAAUUAACUCUCUGAUUUAACUACUUUACUGCGACAUAUACACACUUAUAUUUUACACUUUGCAUAAGUUUCAUAGUGGGAGAGCGACGACAAUGGUUCUAAUACAUGGUUAAUAAGGUAACCUUACCGUUUUUCUUUAUCUUCAGGCACGACUUUCAGUAUAUUUGCACUGUUCUCACUGACUGUUGUUUGCUUUUUGAUCAUUCUCUUCUAUUUCCCUAAAUAAUCGUUCGCAAAUAAUUUUUAUAACUAACAAGAGUCGUACAUAUUAAUGCUAGAAUGUAAUGUUCGUUUUGAGAAAAAAUAAAGUUAUAGCAAUAUUACGUUAUUUGGAUUAUUGUUAAUAUACUUGGUUUUGUCUCAAAUGGUAGGUAAAAGUAGGUAUGCAGACCAGCAAUGAUAAAAUGUUAUAUAUUAUUACAAUAAAAAUUCACUUGCGGGAUCACUCACUUUAACCUUUAGUGAGUUAAAUAAUGUUUUGUUUAGUUUAACGUGUGAGUGACAAGGACAAAACACUCAAUAGCCAUUCUAGUUCAAAAUUAAGUAUGAUAUCAAAGUGACAAGUCAAGAUCCAGCAAAUAUUUCACCUUUUUCAAGUCCAUUGAAAUAUUUCAUUUUAUAGAAUUACCUUUAAAACAAUAUGAUAUAAUAGUAAUAACUCAAAUCGGAUUUGCUUGAUCAGUGAUUAUAUAAUUUGAUUAUACUGGAUCUUAUGGGAUUAAUGAAAUCAAAUCGCUUUCGAUAAUACGCGCCUCCAAACAGAAAUUACUACGUAUAAUAUAGAUUUUAUAUGCGUUAAAAAAAAGAAUUUCUUGAAUAAGUUAGUAUAUACAGUCUCUUAAUUCUCUCUAAAUUUGGGGAGAAAACCAGCAAAUUGACAUCACUAAUUGGAACCAGCCUUGUCAAACCUGACAAUAUCAUUUUUGUAUGACAUUUCACACCUAGACCCGCGGUUUCGUUUACGUCCUAAAGAUUACCAGCGUUUUUAAACAUGAUCACAUCUGUUAAUUUUACAAAAGCAAACACUUUCGCAUUUAGAAUAUUAAUAUAGCUGUAAUUUUUAUUAACGCCGUUUUUGACACGAGUUUUGUUAAAUAUGUUGCACGAGACAAACGUUUUACUAUGUUACGUUUUAUUAUAUUUUCUUUUCAAUUAUCUAUAACUGGCGAUCUGCCCUCAGCGCCCGAACUAUUUUUUUAAUCAACAUGCAUAUGUAGCUCGUUUGGGUCGUCAGCAUUAACUCUUUCUUCGUAUGUCGUCAGCAAUAGCUUCGCUUCUGUGUACUUAAUAUUGUUCAUAAAUGAAUGUUGAAUGCCCAAAUACACGCAAUUGCAUUAAGGUGCUGCUCAAAACCAUUGCUGUCUCUAUUUAGCAUGUUAGUAUUUAAAUAGCUGUUAAAUUUGAGUGGCCUUUGAGUAUUCAGGCAUAAGAACGUAUGUAGAUGCCAUAAUAAUUAUAUCACUUAUAUUUAGAUGUAAGCUUUUAUGUAACGAGCUUCACGACGGAUUGUUAUUUGUGCUAUAAAAAGUACUUGUAAAAAGUGGUUGAGGACAUAACAUUGUAUGUUUGUAUGAUGAAAUCAUUCCUUGUUUGUAUGUUCGUUUACUCAAUUUACCAAUAUUUAAGUUGCUUUUAUAUACGAAAGUAGUAGACUUAUAUGUCGUUUGAAUAUUUUUUAAAAUUGGAAAUGCGUACUGUUAUUAAUAUAAAGAAGCUUAAAAAUCUAAGGACAAUAAAAAAAAUUCCCCAGUGACGUACAAUCAAUGUCCAGUAUCAUCUGAACAAUAAAUAACGAUGCUUUCACCUCGAAAAAUCUUUGUAACAAAUAAAUAACAAACAUCAAAAACAAUAGACAAAUGUCGAAUUUGAUUGCAAUUUGUCAAACGGAAUCGUGUCGAUAGUCUGUGAUGACUACUGUUGACCAACAGAUACUGUUGACCAAUCACAGUAAAACGAAAUCCGGAAAUAUUUUUGGUUAUCGCUCCCCUAAGCCCCUACGAAACAGUUGCAACUCUCAAGAAUAAUGUUGAAACUCAUUUGAAUAUCUUCUAUGGACAGUUAAAUCUUUUAUUACUUGAACACUGACAAUCAUAAUAGGCCAAUGGGUUGACAUAGGAAACUACGUCAUGUGUACAUCACAUUUUGCUAUUAAGAUUAGUCCAUUUUGUCUAGCACUUGUUAGUAAUUUAUGGAAGACUGAAUGUGUGAUUUGAAUUUCGUUUUCGUUAUAGUCGAGCUAGUUAUUUUAUUUAGGUUAAGAGACAUGGUCGAAUAUUCAAUCCGCCAGUUAGCAAUUUUCCAUUAAAAAAAAAAUCUUAUUUGAUUGAGUAUCCGUCCAUGAAGUCAGUGCAAUAUGCUUUUUUAAUUUAACGGUCGCUGGACCUUGCGAUGCAAAGUGGUUGUCAUAGUCAUUUGGUGGUUGUCACAUCAGAACCUA